AAAAAUCAAUAAAAAUUUUCAUUUUCACUAGUGCUGUAUUGUAUUGUAUGAAGAAAUUUUGUUAAACAAAUUAGCUCAAUAAUUAAUGGCGUUUAAAGUGAAUUAAUUAAACAAUUGUAUACGAAUACAUAAGCUAUAAGAAGAGUGGUUUGCUACGCCCAUUUUGACCGAAUACGCUAGAGUCGCAGAAAGAAAUUGAAAUUAUUGUUUAAGAAGCCGUCGUGUCGAAGUCGCGAUCGGUGUCUACCCUUUCGAUGCUGUAAUCUUCUAUAAAUCUUAAAUCAAGACGUAUUUGUUAACAUUGCGGUCGCCAGUUGGAAGUAUUAAAUCAAAAGUAAGCCGUACCAAUUAAAUAAAAGUGUGCAUUCGUUAAAGUUGAUUUUGUUACAACUUUUUCGCCUUCGUCAUCGCUUAAUGCAGUUAGGGGCGUUCAGCUAAAAGUCGAUAGAGUCGUGGACCGAUUUCAACGCACAGCAAAUCACUGCUUUGUUAAUCAGUCAGUCGCUAGUAAAGUCAAACUACAGCAACUCGGUGGGCAUCUUAUCUGCCUUGAUUGCUGCUGUCGUCUCUGCGUUUGUCAGCAAGCUCAUCGGCACAAAUACUCCAAUACGAAGGUUUCGCCGUAUUUUAAAAAUAUUUGUUCUCAUUCAGCGUAAACUUUAAGCAUCAGCCUCUGCAGCAUCACCAAAAUUUACGGAAUAUUGUUGUUCAACCUAAAAGCAAAGGUUUCUUGUCGCAGCGGAUUUGCAGUAAAUCAGCGAAAAUUAAUAAAUUAACCACAAUGGCACCUGUGCGGGGGGACGGUAUGAGAGGUUUGGCGGUUUUUAUAUCGGAUAUAAGAAACUGCAAAAGUAAAGAGGCCGAAGUGAAGCGCAUCAAUAAGGAGCUCGCCAAUAUACGUAGCAAAUUCAAAGGUGACAAGACGCUCGAUGGCUAUCAGAAGAAAAAGUAUGUGUGUAAGCUAUUGUUCAUAUUUCUGCUGGGACAUGACAUCGACUUUGGCCACAUGGAGGCGGUCAAUUUACUCUCUUCAAACAAAUAUUCCGAAAAACAAAUUGGCUACCUAUUUAUUUCGGUCUUGGUGAACACCAAUAGCGAUUUAAUACGCUUGAUCAUACAGUCGAUCAAAAAUGACUUGCAAUCGCGUAAUCCUGUGCAUGUGAACUUGGCACUGCAGUGUAUUGCUAAUAUCGGCAGUCGUGAUAUGGCAGAAUCUUUCUCGAAUGAGGUACCAAAAUUAUUGGUAUCUGGCGACACAAUGGAUGUUGUCAAACAAUCGGCGGCGCUUUGUUUACUACGUCUGUUCCGCUCCAGUCCCGAUAUAAUACCAGGCGGCGAAUGGACUUCACGUAUCAUACACUUGCUCAGCGAUCCACAUAUGGGCGUGGUAACUGCGGCCACUUCAUUGAUUGAUGCGCUGGUUAAGCGCAAUCCCGAGGAGUAUAAAGGUUGCGUAAAUCUAGCCGUUUCGCGCCUCUCACGCAUCGUUACAGCCAGUUAUACAGAUUUACAAGAUUACACAUAUUAUUUUGUGCCGGCGCCAUGGUUGUCAGUGAAAUUGUUGCGUUUGCUGCAAAACUACAAUCCGGUUACUGAGGAGCCCGGUAUGCGUGCACGUUUAAAUGAGACGCUGGAGACUAUCUUGAAUAAGGCGCAAGAGCCGCCGAAGAGUAAAAAAGUGCAACAUUCGAAUGCCAAGAACGCUGUGUUGUUCGAGGCUAUUAACUUAAUUAUCCAUAGUGACAGCGAGCCGAAUUUGUUGGUGCGCGCCUGCAAUCAGUUGGGGCAGUUUUUGAGUAACCGCGAGACGAACUUGCGUUAUUUGGCAUUGGAGUCGAUGUGCCAUUUGGCUACUUCGGAGUUCUCGCACGAGGAAGUGAAGAAACAUCAGGAGGUGGUCAUAUUAUCGAUGAAGAUGGAAAAAGACGUUUCGGUACGACAAAUGGCCGUCGAUUUAUUGUAUGCGAUGUGCGAUCGCGGCAAUGCUGAGGAAAUCGUGCAAGAAAUGCUCAACUACUUGGAGACAGCUGACUAUUCCAUACGCGAAGAAAUGGUGCUUAAAGUGGCUAUAUUGGCUGAGAAAUACGCUACUGAUUACACUUGGUAUGUGGAUGUCAUACUCAAUCUUAUACGUAUUGCUGGCGAUUACGUUUCCGAGGAAGUGUGGUAUCGUGUCAUACAGAUCGUGAUUAAUCGCGAAGAAGUGCAAGGCUAUGCAGCCAAAACUGUUUUUGAGGCGCUGCAAGCGCCCGCUUGUCAUGAGAAUAUGGUUAAAGUAGGCGGUUAUAUUUUAGGCGAAUUUGGCAAUCUGAUCGCCGGUGACUCACGCUCCGCACCGCUCGUACAAUUCAAAUUGUUACACUCGAAAUAUCAUCUUUGCUCACCGAUGACACGCGCAUUGUUGCUAUCCACCUAUAUUAAAUUCAUCAAUCUAUUCCCUGAGAUACGCACCAACAUACAGGAAGUGUUCCGCCAACAUAGUAAUUUACGCUCAGCCGAUGCUGAGUUGCAACAGCGUGCAAGUGAAUACUUGCAACUAAGUAUUGUGGCAUCGACGGAUGUCUUGGCAACGGUGCUGGAGGAGAUGCCCUCGUUCCCCGAGCGUGAAAGUUCGAUUUUGGCCGUUUUGAAGAAGAAGAAACCUGGCCGUGUGCCCGAAAAUGAGAUACGCGAAUCAAAGAGUCCAGCACCAAAUGCUUUGGCGCAGAAUAAUGUAAUCGUAAAUCACAAAGUAAAUAGCAAUGCCAAUGCAGACUUGUUGGGUUUGAGCACACCGCCAGCUGGUAUGAAUAACACUGGCGGCAGUGGCACUUUAAUCGAUGUACUGGGCGAUAUCUAUGGCAAUAACAAUGCGGCGACUUACAACACCAAGAAGUUCCUUUUCAAGAAUAACGGUGUACUUUUUGAAAACGAAAUGCUGCAAAUCGGUGUGAAGAGCGAAUUUCGUCAAAACCUGGGGCGUUUAGGUUUAUUUUAUGGCAAUAAGACACAAAUACCUUUGACGAAUUUCAUGCCAGUACUACAAUGGAGCGCAGAUGAAGCAUUGAAACUUAAUGUACAAGUGAAACCCGUCGAUCCCACACUGGAAGCUGGCGCACAAAUUCAGCAACUACUCACCGCUGAAUGCAUUGAGGACUACGCGGAUGCACCCACAAUCGAGGUGAAUUUCCGCUAUAAUAAUGUGCCACAGAAAUUCAGCAUAAAGUUGCCGCUGACUUUGAAUAAAUUUUUUGAACCCACGGAAAUGAAUGGCGAGUCAUUUUUCGCACGUUGGAAAAAUUUAGGCGGCGAACAACAAAGAGCACAAAAGGUCUUCAAGGCACAGCAGCCAUUGGAUCUGCCGGGUGCGCGUAAUAAGCUCAUGGGUUUCGGCAUGCAAUUAUUGGAAAAUGUGGAUCCUAAUCCCGAUAAUAUGGUGUGUGCGGGCAUUAUACACACACAAACGCAACAGGUGGGCUGUCUGUUGCGACUGGAGCCGAAUAAGCAAGCGCAGAUGUUUCGUCUUACUAUACGCGCCAGCAAAGAAACCGUCACCCGCGAAGUAUGUGAUCUACUCUCAGAUCAAUUUUAAAGCAAACUGAAAAAUAUGAACGACCUUCUAUGCGUAGGCUAAAAAGUAAAUAUUCAAUAAUAAAAACAAAAACAAAAAACAAUCUUAACUGAUUAAGACACUACUUGAGCGCUUGCAUAGGCUGCGGUUAUUAUGAUUAUUAAGCAAAGUACAGACAGAGAUACAAAAUGGCAUAACGAAAAUUAUAAGAAAUAAACUAUUAUCUCCUAUUUAGCACAAUUCACAAAUCUAAAGGCAACACUUUUUAUCAAUAUAUAUACAUAAAAAGCGUAUAUAAAAAACAAAAAAUUUCCAAUGUAUGAACAAUUGUAUAGCUUUUGCAAACCAACAUUAGCAUAACAAAUUGUGUGAACAGUUUUUUUGAUUACAAAAAAGUAAUUCGUUUUCCAUGUGUACGUGUGUGCGUGUGAAAGUGUUACGAAAAUUCGCGGAUCGUUAAAACUACGUUUAAAUAACGCCAGAUCCACAAUUGAAUGAUUGACAGUUAAAUGUUUGUUUACCAUUCAUGCUGA
Molecule: messenger RNA, 4083 nt
Organism: Zeugodacus cucurbitae (melon fly)
Lineage: Eukaryota; Metazoa; Arthropoda; Insecta; Diptera; Tephritidae
Gene: AP-2alpha
Product: AP-2 complex subunit alpha
Exons: 11
Coding region: 782-3571 (929 amino acids)
Biological process (GO): intracellular protein transport; clathrin-dependent endocytosis
Cellular component (GO): membrane coat; AP-2 adaptor complex
Molecular function (GO): clathrin-cargo adaptor activity
Source: RefSeq, a predicted model, not a curated record